GGCCCAGUGCCUCGGCCCUCACCUCCUCGACUUUCUGCUUGUAAAACUUCAAGACCUUAUUGAACUCCUGGUCUAACUUUUCGAAAAAAGCCGUGUGAGACAGCCCCCCGUGUUCUGCUUCCUCAAGAUAUGUAGUCUCGUAUUGCUCGGCCCCAACCUCGCCCACAUUUUUCACAAUAAUAACCUGAUGAUGAUGAUGAUGAUGAAGAUGAUGAUGAUGGUGAUGAUGAUGAUGUUCUCUUGUUGAUUUUGCAGGGGAAAGUGGUGACUUGUUGGUUAGACCGCUGAAUGCUCUGUAAAGGGUGAGGUCUCGCCGGAGGCCCGCCGGGGCUGGCGGCGGCGGCGGCGGAGGGUUCACGUCUUGGAUUUCUUUCAAUUGAAUUUUCAGAUGAUUAUAAUUCAGUUUUCCUGCUAUGGUGCCGGGUCGAGUCGAUCCGAUUCGAUCUGGAGUCGGGUCACACCAAAUGCAUAUCGGAGGAUAUUAGGAGCAAUUCGAUGACUGUCGGUAAAUACCAUGUUGUGAACCCUAAUGAUGGCCACCCUUUACCUGAUUCUCACAGAGUCACUGUUCGGGUGACAUCGUCUUAUGGAAAUAGCUACCACUAUGCAGACCAUGUAAAUGACGGUAACUUUGCAUAUCAAACGGUGGAGGAAGGCGACUACCUGGCUUGCUUUACCGCUGCAAAUCACAGUCCAGCAACUACUAUAACCAUUGAAUUCGAUUGGAAGUCCGGCAUUGCUGCCAAGGAUUGGGGCAGCGUUGCCAAAAAGGAUUCCGUUGAAUUAAUGGAAGUGGAACUGAAGAAAAUGCUCGACACGGUGCAAUCCAUCAACGAAGAGAUGUAUUAUCUACGCGAAAGGGAACAAGAGAUGCAGCAGCUGAACAGAUCGACAAACGACAAAAUGUUCUGGUUUAGCUUUUUGUCAAUCCUUGUUAGCCUGUCGGUUUCGGGACUGCAGCUAUGGCAUUUGAAGACUUUCUUCGAGAAGAAAAAGCUCAUUUAGCUUUACUUGGCUGCUGUAACUAACUCUCCAAACUUAGUUGUGUACAAUCAGAGUCUGAUCGCACUUUUUGUUCAGUUCGGUGCCUCGCCGGGGAUUUUUGGGGACUCGGUUUCUUUCGCGGUAAGUGUCAACGUUAUAUAUAUACUCUUUAUAUAUGUUGCUAGUAUCUUUUAUGGUACGGUAUGAUUCUUGUCGUUCAAUACAACAACGUACACUGCAGGUGACAAAUUGGGACAAAUUCUCGCCCGUCGGUAUAAAAUUAUCUAAAAUUAUACUGAAUAGAAUAGUUGUAGGUAACUUCAAAUUGUGCACGUGACCAGUGGUUGUGGGCUGGGUCCGAAAUGGUAAUGGGCUACGUAAUAUUUGUUGGGCUGGGCUUUUG
This is a messenger RNA of Andrographis paniculata, 1387 nucleotides long. Its product is annotated as transmembrane emp24 domain-containing protein p24delta9-like. NCBI's taxonomy places the organism in Eukaryota, Viridiplantae, Streptophyta, Magnoliopsida, Lamiales, Acanthaceae. The transcript has 5 exons. The coding region runs from base 496 to 1005 and encodes 169 amino acids. Gene Ontology annotation, cellular component: Golgi apparatus; endoplasmic reticulum-Golgi intermediate compartment; endoplasmic reticulum. The record is from RefSeq and is a predicted model, not a curated record. Gene Ontology annotation, biological process: Golgi organization; endoplasmic reticulum to Golgi vesicle-mediated transport; intracellular protein transport.